GGAUGAUCAUGUGACAGUUUUCGCGCGCUCACUAGCAGGGGAGCGGCAGUGCUGACGGAGCUCAUCUGCCUCCGCGGUAUCCAUAGUAAAUCACUUGGUUUUUUUCCUUUUAGAUUUUUAUUCGUUAACUCUAAGGUGUAAGUGGCUUAUUUUUUAAACUAAAAUUCAAAAUGCCCCGGACCCCGUUGACCUGCCCCAUUUGUUAUAAGACAAAAAAGACCCUAAAAAAGCAUCUACGAAAAAAAUGCAUGAAGAACCGGAGUGAUGAGGAAAUCAAGGCAACAUUUGCUGAAGCCAAAAGCAAUCUGGCUAAAGUUGCGGCCAAGGGUCUCGCUAUCAAAUUCAAUGAGGUUGCCGAACUGGUGUGCGGUAAAAAGUGCCAGAAAAAUGUCAUUAAGUUACUUAGUGACCGUGGAUUUAUGAUCUACAACAGUCCUCUUGUCACAAGCAACGGUAAAAAACACAAAAAGAAACGAAGGAAAGGAAAAAAAUGUGGACAACCGACCAAAGAGAAUCCUGGGUGUGAACAUCUAAGCUCUCAACUCCAAAAUAAGGCUGUAAAGAAAAAACAAGGAGCCGUCGUGAUUUGUGAUUCAGCGACAAAAGAAAAAGAACGCAAAGAAAGGGACACCAAAACUGUGAUAAUUGAGCCCAAUUAUAAAUGGAACCACCCGUUAAGAAAAAAGAUGGCGGAUGCAGGAAUGUAUAAGAGGCAUUCUGUAGAAUUAGAACCCCUUGCUGGCUUCCAGAAAUUCCUUUCAAAGACGUUAAGAAUAGUGCGUUAUAAACAAGAGGUUGAGAAUGUAGCGCGGUUUUUAUUCUUCGCUAACAAGAAAAAGCCAGCACUAGAUUUCAUUUAUAACAUCGAAAAGUCAUAUGAUUAUUUUGACAAGUUACUGGAAAUCGGCAACACUCACCAGACAGUCUUUAAUUAUCUCAAGAAUGUGAAGCGGUUUGUGUCUUAUCUCAUGAAUGCCACAUCACUCGUCUUCAGAGACAAGGAGACGUAUAGUGCGGCAGGGAUCUACCUGAGCCAACUUGGGAUAUUCCAAAAGCGUCUCCGUAAAGGAAUAGCUAAGGAAUGUGUAAUGAAGAAGGAAAAGCUCUUGUCUGAAAAAGUUAAGAGGCCGGAUGAGCUGGCAUUGGUUUUGACUAAUGCAGAACCUGCUUUCAAAAAGGCCAUACAAAUGGCAGAAAAUAGUGAUACACUACUGAAGAAGGAAAAAUUGAUAAUUCUCUACUUUUUGGAAUGCAUUAUCAUUUUUAGAAAAUUUCAGAGACCUGGGGUGAUCGAAAACAUGACGGUCGAUGAGUGGAAGAGAAGAUCAGCUUAUCAUGAAGAUCAUGUUGGUAUAUCCGUACAUGAACACAAGACCGGGGCACACCAAAUUGCAGUUGUGAUUUUAAGUAAAGAAGAAGAAAGAUGGUUCAAAAUCUACCACGAUAAAGUGAGAUCUACAUUUCUAAGGAAUGACGAAGAAAUACAAAAUUUUUUCCUCUCCUCCUCUGGGGGGAAAAUCUACAAUGUUUCUAAUGAUAUCGAUAGAUUUCAUAAAAAAUUUGGAACAAAACCAGUGACAAGCCAGCAAGUCAGACGAAACGCCGAGACCUUUGUGGCUUGUAACUCAAAAAACAGUAAUGAUAAAGAUGUAUUUGCUAAAUACCUGUCUCACUCAAAUGCUACGGCUGAGCGAAUAUACAGGGAGAAAACCAUGGAGAGCAUGGUGAGAGCCUCGUUAAUGACCUCAAGACUUUCUAAUGACCUCCAAGAGGAGCCAAGCACCUGAAAGUUUAUGCCUGGUUUUUCAGAGCUCGUCUAAGAAUUCUGCCUGAGAUGUUCAAUAAGGAUGGAAACAAGACCCCAAAGCCUUCUUCAAUAAAGCCUAAAAUGAAACCACUUAAGCUCUCAUCGAUAACAUCUCAAUCCGUCUCUUCCCCCACUGCUUUGUUGAAGGUGAAAAACUGAGCAGAUUGCAGAUCGUGGCCACACAACAUAUCAUUGAAAUGGAGGAGGCCAAAUGUGAAGCCCCUAGAAGUGCCUGCAACUAUCUUCAACAUUCAUUGUCCACGGGCCACACUGAGGUGGAAAAGCUAAUAUUUUGAUGACUUUGCAGCUACCGGAGUCUUUGCACCUCUGAGUUUUGUUCUUUCUUAUUUUUGUUACAUAAGGAACACACCAAU
Molecule: messenger RNA, 2181 nt
Organism: Hyla sarda
Lineage: Eukaryota; Metazoa; Chordata; Amphibia; Anura; Hylidae
Exons: 11
Coding region: 171-1787 (538 amino acids)
Molecular function (GO): DNA binding
Source: RefSeq, a predicted model, not a curated record